UAAUUGAGUCUGAUUGCAGAUGUUAGGUUUUGUCGAGUUGCAUCUUGAGCGCAAAGCCGGGGUUUGUUGAGCCACUUUCGCCUACACCCCUUAAGUGAUGAAAGUCAUUUCGUCUCAAUCUAUUGACAGAUUGUGGAAAGGGCGGGCUCUUGUCUGAUCUCCACAUUUCAUUUACUGUUCAGGCAAUUAAUGGCUUGUCAUUGGUUAGUAGAGUAGCCAGGGAUUGGCGUGUGUUUGGCACAGUAGGCGUGGCUCCAUUUGAACACGCGUCCCGCCAUUCACGCUGAAUUAUUUCAGUGUCCGAUUUCCGUUUUCUUACACCGUCUCAGCUGUGAGGCAGCCCCGCCCCGAAAACUCACUUUAUGGCCUAGUGACUUUCGGGUGUCCGGGUGAAGACUCUGUUAUGGCAGAGCGCGAGGACUCCGGUGCACUCUACGCCACAAAGAGGAAGCAAGCGGCGCGGAGGAAGAGCCGACAGAGUCGGCACAGGACCACCGGAAGCCGGGUGCGCCUCGAGAAAGUUCUUGGGAUCAGCACAGUCAGCAGCAGUGGUGUGACCUCUGACCCAAACUCUGGGCUCGUUGCCUAUCCUGCAGGGUGUGUGGUCGUGUUGCUCCACCCGCAGACCAACAAACAAAGUCACAUUAUCAACACAUCCAGAAAGCCUUUCAGUGCGCUGGCGUUCUCUCAUGAUGGCAAACAUCUGGUCACUGGCGAGAGCGGUCACAUGCCCUGUGUGCGUGUGUGGGAGGUGGGCGGAGGUCAAGUGGCUGAAGUUCAGAAUCAUAAAUAUGGAGUUUCCUGUGUGGCCUUUUCCACCAGCUGUUACAUCAUCUCAGUGGGAUACCAGCAUGACAUGAAUGUGUGUGUGUGGGACUGGCGGAAGGGGUCAAUCAUUGCUUCCAAUAAAGUGUCCAGCAGAGUGUCGGCCAUCUCUUUCUCCCAGGACAACAGCUACUUUGUCACCGCCGGCCACAGACACGUCAAAUUUUGGUAUUUAAACGCCUCCAAGGAGCGGCAGGUUAACAGCACAGUGCCCCUGAUUGGUCGGUCAGGGUUGCUGGGCGACCAUAACAAGUGUGUCUUCAGUGGAGCGGCGUGUGGGCGUGGCCGCAUGGCGUCCAACACCUACUGCAUCACCACCUCUGCCUUGCUCUGUCUUUUCAACGCUAGCCGACAACUUGAAGCCUGGGUCGACCUCGAGACGACGUCGGCAAGCUGCCUGGUGCUGACUGAGGACUUGAUUUUCUGCGGUUGUUCCGACGGGGUAAUCCGAGCGUUCUCGUCAUCAAACCUGCACUAUAUCACCACCUUCCCCCGACCUCACCGCCAGGGGGUGGAGCUUAUGCAGCCCAGCCCUUCAGGUUCCAGACCCACGGCCCACUAUCCUGACACCGUGGCUGUGACGUUUGACGCCACGGCCAGACACCUGAGCUGCGUAUACAGCGACCACAGUGUUUAUGUUUGGGAUGUUACAGACGUGAGAAACGUGAAGAAGCUGUACUCCGCUCUGUAUCACAGCGGCUGUGUGUGGGACCUCCAGGUUUAUCCACAGCUGCCAGAUUCCUCUCAGGCUUGUUUGCCUCCUUCAUCCUUCCUCACCUGCUCGUCCGACAACACCAUCAGGCUGUGGCACGCUGACUCCGCCCCCCGACACAACAACCUCUACAGCAAAGACCUGCUAAGGAUUUUACAUGUGGGAGACCUGCAGGGGGAGGGGGACAAGUCGGAGGCAGCGGGGGCUGAUGGGAAGGCUGGGAUUAGAGUUCUAGCGAUCAGUCCUGAUGGACGACACCUGGCAACUGGAGACCGCUGUGGAAACCUGCGGAUCUUUGAUUUGGAGUUUCUGGAUGAGCUGGCCAAGAUUGAGGCGCACGACUCAGAGGUCUUGUCUCUGGACUUCUCCCCCACUUCCACAGGUGUGAAGCUGCUAGCGACCGCCAGCAGAGACCGACUCAUUCACGUCUUCAACAUGGAGGAGGACUACACUCUGGUACAAACUCUCAACGAUCACUCCGCCUCCAUCAUCGGCCUCAAGUUUGCAGGUGAAAGUCCAGACAUGCGGAUGGUGAGCUGUGGAGCCGACAAGAGCAUCUACUUCCAGACAGCUGAGAGGGUGGCAGAGGAGGACGUCUCCUUCUGCAGGGCACAUCAUGUGGUGGAAAAGGUAGCACUGCAUGACAUGGACCUGGACUCGUCAAGGACACACGUCGCUGUUGCCUGUCAGGACAGAAACGUCCGAGUGUACAACGUGGAGACGGGAAAGCUAAAGAAGUGUCUUAAGGGAUCAACGAGUGAUGAAGGAGCUUUGCUGAAGCUCCACUUGGAUCCAUCAGGCUCAUUCCUCGCCACCAGCUCCUCCGACAAAAACAUCUCCAUCUUGGACUACAAGUCGGGAGAGUGUGUUGCCACUUUGUUUGGACAUUCAGAGGUUGUGACGUGUAUGAAGUUCAGUCAAGACUGCAGACACCUCAUCACCGUGGCCAGGGACGGUUGCGUGUUUGUGUGGCGGCUAGACUCCCACAUGACCAGCACCAUGAGAAGCAAGCGAGGCCCGAUGGCGGCCAAGGCCCCAGGCAGCAUCAGGAGGGAAACCUUCAUCACCACACCGUCCUGCAUGCUACCUCACACUGAGGAAGAGGGGGCAAAGCUCCAGACGCCAGCCAGACGCAGCCCCGAAGGACCUCCGCCACUGCAGUCCAAUGGCAAACUGCCCAUGUGGUUCCGAAAACUGCAAGGUCAGACUGUUGGCUGCCUCCAAGUUCAACCACAUCCAGAACCUCGUCAAGUGCGGAAUCGCUGGCUGGAAGGAAUGGACUCUUCGACCAUCUGCUUGAACUUCUCUCCCAGUCCCAGCAGGAGCCCGCAGGAGGAGGAAGAAGAGGAAGAGGUGGUAGAGAUUGAGGCUGGUGACUGGACCUGCUCCCUCCUUCAUCCAAACACCUCAUCUGCCACUGACAGGGAGUUCGAUGUCCAGCAUGCGUGCGUGUCUUCUUUGAGCUUGUCAAAGAGUGGAGAAGAAGGGGUGGAGCCAGGUUGGACCAGUCAGCUGAGCCCGGACUCUGCCUGCUUCGAGGGGUCAGCAGGAAGUUUUGAGCCGCAGCACGACACCGACGUGGACUCACUGAGUCAGGCCAGUUCAGGUCUGGAUGAGGACGAGGACCAAGGUUCUGGUCCAACUGAAGAGAAGUUUGACACUGAUCUGCGUGCCGUGCAGCCGGCUGAGCAGAGACACUUUUUGAACCCCCGCCUCAGCAUCUCCACCCGCUUCCUGUCCCGCUUCCAGGACCGCCUCAGGGGAGUACCGAGCAAAGCCGCACCCAGCGUCACCAUUCCGAGCAGGAUAUCGGAGGAUGUCGGCAACACAACGGUGAACUGUGAGUCGAUUGGUGCCACGGUGACAUCAGAUCUGACUGAGAAGGAAGGAAACAGUGACUUACCCUCCAGGACACUGGCCGCUGUCCAGCAGGGGGAGUCACACCUCGGAUACCUGGGAACCACGGCCAGCUCCAGAGCCAAGGCCAGCCAGGACCCGCCUGCCUGCCCCGCCCGAGAGGAGGACAAGGAGCAAGUCUUGACUUGUGACCUCCAGACCAUCAGACAAGAGCCGCAUGUGGACCAGAGCAGCAGUGAGACCUCAGUGUCGUCCCAGACGCCUGCUGGAAACCCUCAGCUGAUGGCCACACCCUCACCACAUGGUAGCAUGGACAACAGUCUGACCAAUCAUGCCCUCGGUUCCAGUUUGAAUGACAUCACAACCACCAAAGUGUCAGAUGAGGAGACACAGGAGCAAGUUCUAGGAGAAGCACCACGUGUGCCGACAGCUGAGUUGUGUUCUGUCGCCUCGCCCCCGUCAGAAAGUCCCGGCCCCUCUCAGACAGGCCCCGCAAAUGGUGUCGAGUCUCUGAGCUUGUCACAGUGCGAGCAGGUCGCCGUUGAGCUGAGACGAACAACGAGACAAGCCAUCGACAUGUUCAAUCAUCUUGCAGCGAAGACGUGUGGUGGCGAGCAGAUGGAGGCCAUCUUAUGGGAAGCGUUUGAGCUGGUUGAGUCGGAACUGAAGGCGGUGAUGCACACAAGGCAGCGGCGCCCUCUCUGGCAGUCUGGAAGAUGACUCAAUGAAAUACUGACUUGUUUUUUUAUGUUUAAAGUGUAAAAUAAAGUUUGUUAUGAGGAUAUUUCAAGAUCUUCUAAUGGGCCAUUAUUUC
This is a messenger RNA of Dunckerocampus dactyliophorus (ringed pipefish), 4208 nucleotides long. RefSeq names its product WD repeat domain 62 (gene wdr62). Gene Ontology annotation, molecular function: protein binding. Lineage: Eukaryota; Metazoa; Chordata; Actinopteri; Syngnathiformes; Syngnathidae. The transcript has 33 exons. The coding region runs from base 404 to 4114 and encodes 1236 amino acids. The record is from RefSeq and is a predicted model, not a curated record. Gene Ontology annotation, biological process: neurogenesis; regulation of mitotic cell cycle; mitotic spindle organization. Gene Ontology annotation, cellular component: mitotic spindle.